This is a messenger RNA of Fusarium mangiferae, 2796 nucleotides long. RefSeq lists its product as uncharacterized. Lineage: Eukaryota; Fungi; Ascomycota; Sordariomycetes; Hypocreales; Nectriaceae. The transcript has 5 exons. The record is from RefSeq and is a predicted model, not a curated record. Bases 1 to 2796 code for a protein of 931 amino acids.
AUGGACCCCUUGUCAAUUAUAGCCAGUAUCGCUGGCAUAGCGUCAGCCGGCGCUCAACUCUCAAACACUCUUUUCAAGCUUUACAAGACAGUAAAGAAUGCACCCAGAGAGAUCCAAUUGGUUGCGAUUGAGAUGUCUGGCUUGACCUCCACUCUUGAGCACUUACACGACAUCAUCAGAACGGGGCAAUCUUAUGCAAAGCCACAGUUCUGCGAUGCUGUUCGACAUGUUGUCAAGAACAUCCAGGUGACGCAGGAAGAAAUUGACAAGAUGGUGGCUGAUGAGAGUAUGUUGCGGAGGGUCAAGUGGCUCAAAGCUUCGAGACUGCUUUCCGACAUUGAUAAGCAUAAGGUCACAUUGACUUUGCAGAUUGCCAUUCUUUCAGCGGCUGUUCUCGUCAAGUCCACCAGCGGCCGUCUAUCAAUACAAAAGAAGGUGGAAAACCGAUUCAAGGCCCAAGCCGAAAGCCUUGUCCUGGCUGGUCAAGCCUCAUUUCAGAAUGAUGAGUCGGAACCAAUCCCAGACCCUCCUCAAGAAAGAGCACCAAGUCCCCCAGUUCGCACAAGCAAAAGACUACCAAGUCCCGUGCGUGAGUCUGAGAUCCCCGGACACGUAAGAACAGAGGAGCUCUACGGUCAAAGCAAGAAUGAAGACAACGCAUUUCUUUCUGCGAGUGAGAAAGAAGAGGUCCAUUCAGCACUUGCGCUAAGUGUAAAGGACACUGUACUGCCAGAAAGACGCUACACCGUUCCUGCGAUUGAUGAUAAAGAUGAGGAAGGCAUCUCAUCUGAAGACGAAGACAGAGUGUCCCGACGUCGCGGAAGGUCGGGGUUUGAUCCACUGUCCGGUCGUAGCAUUGCGCAAUUUGGGCCUGAUUUCCACCGACGCGGCGAUGCAGCUACAUUUCUAUACAACCUCGUAUUUCUCAACGAGAUGCCGGUGAAAGGAAAACCAGAUCAGAGCUCACAUCUGAGAGACAUUGGAAGCGAAGAAAAGACAGAAGUGCGGUACCGACAUCCACAUUCGGAUGAUUUGUAUGACGAUGAAUACUAUGACUCUGGAAACAAGGAGGGUCCUCGGGAGAGAGUGAGAUUCAAGAACCCCAAUCCACAAGAACCGGGAAGGAUCGUUAAUCGCCUACUUUUGGCUUGGACAUCACUGAGCGAAAACGAGCUUGAGAAGGGGAAACCGGAUAAUCAGGCCGAUAGAAGCAAGGCGUUUGAAGAAAGUGACAGCUCUGACAGUGAAGAAUCGCUCUACGGAUCUGAGAACCCAGAUACAACCUGGAGAAGAGAAGCAAGAUCAGCUCGCAAUAGGUUCCUAAGAGAAGAGAUCAAUUACAACAAUAAGCCGGAGUUUGAUCCUCGUGGUCGCAGGAUACUCAGACCAACACAAACUUCGGGUCGUCCCUUUGAAUAUACGAAUGCACCCCCACGAAACAAUGGCUUUUCACCAGUAUCAGCAGAACCAACUAUGCCGUACCCGAAUGGUGGCUAUGGCCAGCCAUACGCUCAGGCUCGAAAUCCUUAUGCUCCGUCUUACGGAUCUUCGGACCAGACAAGCUGGAUGCCUGGUGCAUCAAACUCCUCUCAUAGAUACCCUUUCCCACCACCACCACCUGGAGAGACAUAUUCGCCCCCAUCAACUCAGUCACAGAACCCAGCUACAGAGACAAAACCAGUGAGAUCAAAGUUCCAGAAACCUGGUUUUGUUGUUCUGCCACAAACAGACUUUGCAGACUAUGAGGCUGGGCCAAUGACCCCCAAACUUGACCUCACGUCUGUUAACUUAGGUAUCAUGAGGCAAGGAGAUGAGCCAAUCUGGGACUGCGAUGCUUUCAUGUCUGAAAAGGGUUACCCAGGGAAAGCGAUUAUGGGUGCACUUAUUGGUGAUAAAUCUGCUAGAAAUCCUCACGGAUUAGAUCUGGCGCAUACGUUGAUGAAAGGAAGAAGUUUGAAGCUUGUUUAUAUACGAGGCAAUGACCUCGGUGAAACCUGGUUCAUCAAUGAACAGCCUGUUUUCUUGCAGUUCCUUCAUUCUGGGUACUUACCUCAGUUCUACCCAGCGAAGGAGACCGAUGAGAGAGCCAUGAAGGAAGAGUACGUGGCUAUCGGAGAAGAAUGGGCCAGCUUCGAAGCUUUACAACAACUUGGAUUGGUGGUCAAGGGAAGAGAAGAAGGGCGUGUUUUGUUGGACCCUAGCUCGACAUGGUCAAUGAUUAAAGAGCUUGCUACUACGACUCUCCAGCUGAGAAGCAUGCGACAGAGACGUACUUUCACCUCGACUUUCUAUAAACCGCUAUCUCUGUUCCAACAAAAACAUAGAGUUGAAGUACCCUCACUUGUGGCAACAACGAUUUCUCAAACUCGAGUACCUGCUGUUCCAGACAGACGUGCCACGGUUGAGGAUGAAAGCGAAGUUGACAUUAUAGAACUGCCGAUAAAUAAAAAGCCCAAAAAUACACCAGAAGAAAACACAGACGCCCAAAGCAGUGCAGCACCAAGCACACUUCAACCACAGAUCUCCAUCACCCCACCAUCAACACCUCAGCAGACCUCACCCGACUAUUUGGACACAAGCGAGGUAGCAUCGCACGUUUCUUCAGGGUCGCGCUUGUCUAGGUUUGUGAAGCGUUACAAAACAGGAGGGAAAAAGAACCUGUCUUUGCCUCUGCAUCGGCAGAGCCCAAAGACUAGUGGAAACGGAAGUGAGAGCAUUGAGUGGCAGGAUGACGAUAAAAGACCCCUAACACCAACGGACUCGGGUGUUGGAAGCUCCAUAGUCUCGGGGCGAUAG